Trifolium pratense (red clover) is the source of this 1163-nucleotide messenger RNA. RefSeq lists its product as uncharacterized. The record is from RefSeq and is a predicted model, not a curated record. The coding region runs from base 39 to 1034 and encodes 331 amino acids. The transcript has 5 exons. Gene Ontology annotation, biological process: ribosomal small subunit biogenesis. NCBI's taxonomy places the organism in Eukaryota, Viridiplantae, Streptophyta, Magnoliopsida, Fabales, Fabaceae.
CAAACUUUUAUUCUUUCUGAAAAAUAAAAACUGGAUUAAUGGAUUUGAUUAAAGCAUCAUCAAGCUUGCAACCAUGGCGAAUUCCUUCAUCACCGCCACUUCUCACCAUUUCUAGGUCUAGAAAUUCUUUCUAUGCCCCUCUUCGCUCUACAAUCAAAUUCUCUUCUCAAUUUUGCACCUUUCCAUAUACUUCGAUAAAGCCCCUUGGUAUAAUUCUCCAUAGCAAGAAGAAAAAUUCUGAUUCAGAACCCAUUGUAGAACCCACCAUUGUCCAAGAAGUAUCAGCAGAUGAAGAAGAAGAAGAAGUUGAUGAUGAUGAUGAAGAAUUUGAAUACGAGACAGAAAUUGAUGAGGAAUUCGAAAAUGAUAGUGACGCUGGCGGCGAGUAUUUUGACGAGGAAGAGGGUUAUGAGGAGGAGGAAGAGGAUAGUGUGCCCUAUGCAGGUGAUGGUGGUGGAGGUGGUGGAAUCGCACUCGCCGGAACAUGGUGGGAUAAGAAAGCAUUAGCUAUUGCUAAAGAGGUUACUUUGUCUUUUGAUGGUGACUUGCAAAUUUAUGCUUUUAAAACUUUGGUUAAUUCCACUAUUCGAGUGCGCAUUGAGAAGCUUUCCAACAAAUCUGGCUCCCCCACCAUGGAAGACAUUGAAGCCUUUUCUAAAACAUACAGAGCAAAAUUGGAUGAAGCGGAACUUGCCAAAUUCGUUCCUGAGAAUUUAAAUUUGGAGGUCUCUUCUCCAGGUGUUGAAAGAAUAGUUCGGAUUCCAGAUGAUCUAGAUCGAUUCAAGGAGAGAGCUAUGUAUGUGAAAUAUGUCAUUGAUGAUGAUUCAAAUAAUCCAUCUGCAGAAGGUGAUGGUGUCUUCAAGCUUGAAUCCUUCGACGUGGAAACAAAAUAUUGCACCUGGAGUUUAGCAGACGUAAGAUUCAACAGAGAGAAAGCAGGGAAAGGAAGACAGUUGAAUAAAAAGCAAAGAGAAUGGCGUUUAAGUACUCCCUUUCAUUCAUUACUUUUUGUACGAUUGCAUUCCGAUGCUUAAAUAAUUUAUUUUCCUUGACAGUUAAAUCUCCAUCUUCAUUUAUGUAUGUGUCUGCAUAUGUACUUUCAGGUAUGGAUCUCCAUUUUGUUUGUUAUUUUGUUAAUAUAUAUAACUAAUUUUAUGGAUUUA